Molecule: messenger RNA, 945 nt
Organism: Owenia fusiformis
Lineage: Eukaryota; Metazoa; Annelida; Polychaeta; Sabellida; Oweniidae
Source: the annotation of a GenBank genome assembly
UUGGCUUGUGUGGCAGUCGCAGUGAUUGCACAAGAUACGCAACCACAACCAGGAGUAGGCGGUGGCAGGCGAAGAGAUAAGAAACAGAAAAAGGUGAUGAAAAAAUCACAGGAUUGCGGAGAAUGGACAUUUGAAGGAUCAGAAUGUAUGCCAAAAGAAGGCACAUGUGGGCUAGGGUUAAAACUGGGCAAACGAACAGGGGACUGGUGCAUGAUAACAGAAAAGCGUUUUUUCUGUAAAAUACCCUGCCCCGGGGAACCACCUUUAGCUCCAGGUGAAAGUGAUCUCAUAAUGAAGAAAAAAGGGGGACGAAAACCAAAAAGGAAAGGUCGUGGAAAUGUUUGUAAAUACAACAGAAAAACAAAAGAGUGUGGUGAAUGUGAUACUGUAACCAACACCACCACAUGUACGCUACAAUUAAAGAAAGGUCCAGACACAUGCGCAGCUACAAAGACAAUGACGAUUAACAGGUGUAUCGUGCCCGGUGAAGGUGGCAGGAAAAGGGGCCGAGGGAAGGGACGUGGGGGUAAACCAUGUAAGUACAUGAAACCCGCAUGGGGAGACUGCAAUCCAGAGACAAACACAAUGUCCAGAACGCUCACCUUGAAGAAAGGGGAUGACACCUGUGAGCCGACCAAGGUUGUCACUAAAAGAUGCAGAAGGUCAGCAAGACAAGCUAAAGCUUGCAAGUACCAGAAGGGCGCGUGGUCGUCAUGCGCUGGAGAUGCCACCGAACGCACCAGAACACUUACUCUAAAGCGCGGUAAUGAAACUGAAUGCGAAGCAAGUAAAACUCAAACUAAACCGUGCAAAGACAAUUGUACUUAUGGGCCAUGGACACGUGGAGAGUGUUUGGACGGCAAACUUACCAAGACAAGAGAUGUGUUGAGCGGGGAAGGUUGCAAACGCACAACAAAGACAAAACCUUGUGGAAGGAAGGGAUAA